AGCCACUGCACCGAGUCACUGCGCUGUGAAUAUCGUACAAUAAGAACAAGCAUGAAACAGCUGAUUUCUAAACAUGAACAAAACAUCAAAAUUAUUUUGGCCUUUGAUAAUAACACCAAAAAAUGCAGUUAUUAAACAUGUGCAAGGAAUUUCUCGCAGUCAAAAGUUGAUGACAGAUUUGGGCUUAAUAAGACCGGCAAACAAUGGCACAUUUCACAUAAUGCCGCUGGCACAACGUUCGCUGGACAAAUGCAUCGCUUUAGUUCACAAACAAAUGAGGGAAAUUGAUGGACAGCACAUCACGUUACCUGUGUUGACAGCAGCUAAACUAUGGCAGAAAACCGGACGCUUGGACAAUGAUAUUGAUGAAUUUUACAUGUUACGUGAUCGUCACGGUAAGCAGUUUUUAUUGAGUCCAACACAUGAAGAAGCCAUAACAGCUAUGUUAGCGACAACAGCGCCUAUAUCAUACCGUCAACUACCACUACGUUUAUAUCAAAUUGGACCAAAGUUUCGAGAUGAACUAAAAGCACGCUUCGGACUUAUGCGUGCAAAAGAGUUCCUUAUGAAGGAUAUGUACACCUUUGAUAGCACACAAGAAGAAGCACGAGAUACUUAUGAACAAGUAAUUGGAGCUUAUAGUGCUCUGUUUAAACGCUUGCAGGUUCCAUUCGAAAAAGUUGAAGCUGCUACUGGUAUGAUGGGAGGCAAACUCUCGCAUGAAUUCCAUUAUAUAUCCGAUACGGGAGAAGAUAUUAUUAAUCGCUGUAAUAGCUGUGGACAUGCCACUAAUGCUGAAGUUGAAAACACAGAGAAGACCUGCAAACAAUGUUCAAGCUCAGAUUUAAAAGAAAUGCGUGGCAUCGAAGUUGGUCAUGCGUUCCUGUUAGGCGAUAAGUAUUCUCAACCGUUAGGUGCCACAUUUUUACCAAACAAAGGCAAAUCUACGCCGUUAGUUAUGGGUUGUUACGGUAUUGGCAUUACGCGCUUAGUUGCUGCAUCGCUCGAAGUGCUUUCAACGGAAACUGAAUUGCGUUGGCCAAGUCUGCUAGCACCAUUUGAUGUUUGUAUUAUCAGUCCAAAGCAAGGUAGCAAAGAGCAACAAGCGGGUGAGGCAAUUGAAGCGGAAUUGAGUAAGUCGUUGCAGGACAUAUGUAGUGAAGAUGUGCUUUAUGAAGAUCGUAAGAACAUGACCAUUGGCAAGCGACUUAUGGACUCUAAAAAAAUGGGUUAUCCAUUAAUUGUGGUCAUUGGCAGUAAAAGCUUAGACGCUCAACCAAAACUAGAAGUUCAUAGAGGUGAUAAAGUUAUGGAAUUGGAACCAAAUGAAGUUUUGAACUAUAUAAAAGACUACAAAAAGGAAAAGUUAAGCAUUUAAACAAAUUAAUUAUCUUUUUAAAUAAAGCAUUUAUUUAAA
Teleopsis dalmanni is the source of this 1417-nucleotide messenger RNA. RefSeq names its product probable proline--tRNA ligase, mitochondrial (gene ProRS-m). NCBI's taxonomy places the organism in Eukaryota, Metazoa, Arthropoda, Insecta, Diptera, Diopsidae. Gene Ontology annotation, biological process: prolyl-tRNA aminoacylation. The coding region runs from base 74 to 1378 and encodes 434 amino acids. The transcript is spliced from 5 exons. Gene Ontology annotation, molecular function: ATP binding; proline-tRNA ligase activity. The record is from RefSeq and is a predicted model, not a curated record. Gene Ontology annotation, cellular component: mitochondrion; cytoplasm.